This is a messenger RNA of Temnothorax curvispinosus, 1068 nucleotides long. It is a transcript of the gene RpL5, whose product is annotated as 60S ribosomal protein L5. Gene Ontology annotation, biological process: ribosomal large subunit assembly; translation. Gene Ontology annotation, molecular function: 5S rRNA binding; structural constituent of ribosome. Gene Ontology annotation, cellular component: ribosome; cytosolic large ribosomal subunit. Bases 88 to 981 code for a protein of 297 amino acids. The record is from RefSeq and is a predicted model, not a curated record. The transcript is spliced from 6 exons. Lineage: Eukaryota; Metazoa; Arthropoda; Insecta; Hymenoptera; Formicidae.
CGUCCGCCAUCUUCCUUGAUCUUUCCGCAGCGUUCUUUUCCGUACGGUCCGUCGUGGCGACUACGUUUUUCGCGUAAUUUUAACACAAUGGGUUUCGUCAAAGUGGUCAAGAAUAAGCAGUACUUCAAGCGGUACCAAGUUAAGUUCAAGAGGCGCCGCGAAGGAAAGACUGAUUACUAUGCUCGUAAGCGAUUGACUAUUCAGGACAAGAACAAGUACAAUACACCUAAGUACAGGUUGAUCGUACGUUUGUCCAACAAGGAUAUUACGUGCCAGGUUGCCUAUUCGAGAAUUGAAGGAGACAGGAUCGUAUGUGCUGCUUACAGCCAUGAACUUCCCAAAUAUGGAAUUAAAGUUGGUCUUACCAAUUAUGCGUCUGCUUACUGCACCGGCUUGCUCUUGGCUAGAAGGCUUCUUAAGAAGCUGGGAUUGGAUACCUUAUACGUGGGUACUACAGAUGUGACUGGUGACGAGUACAAUGUCGAGGAAUUGGAUGAUGGCCCAGGUGCCUUCAGAUGUUACCUGGACACGGGAUUAAUGCGCACCACAACAGGCGCCCGAGUUUUUGGCGCCAUGAAAGGCGCGGUUGACGGUGGUCUCAAUAUCCCUCAUAGUACCAAGCGAUUCCCCGGUUAUGAUGGCGAAUCGAAGACGUUCAACGCAGAUGUGCACCGACAGCACAUAUUCGGCCAACAUGUCGCGAACUACAUGAGACUGUUGGAAGAGGAGGAUGAUGAAGCUUUCAAGAGGCAGUUCUCCCAAUAUAUCAAGCUUGGCAUCUCUGCGAACGAUAUCGAGAACAUAUACAAGAAGGCCCAUGAAGCCAUCCGGGCCAAUCCGGAGCAUACGAAGGUUACGAGAGAGAAGCCACCAAUCAAAAAGAGAUGGAACCGUGCGAAAUUGUCAUUGUCCGAGAGGAAGAAUCGUGUGGCUCAGAAGAAGGCCUCCUUCCUCAAGACCUUGGAGGAAGCGGAGGUGUAACCAUUCUUCAUUCUGGAUUAUUACGAUGUGUACACGGAUUCAUGUGUAUAAAUCAACCAAGAAUAAAGAAAACUCGAUAUAUAUGUA